ACGUCAGCAUUAAUUUCUUUUUCGACUAAUGUUUUGAUUUGUUGAAGUCUCUAUUGGCACAAGUUUUUUUUCUUUUACUUUUAUUUCAUUAUCUAAAACAUAUUAUUAUUAAAUGUCAAAUAAUUCUGGAAAAGGAUGGGAAACCGUCGUUAACAAAAAAAAGGGUCAUAUAACGAAAUCUGAUGUGAAACGCGCUCAACAAAGCUUUAUUGAUGGUGGAAAUAAAAUCCCAAAAGUAUCGAGCAGAGACCCUCUAAAAGUAGAGAAAACUGGAUUUGAAGUUGCAUUUAAUGAAAGUAAAGAAGAAAAGAUACCUUCUAUGGUGCCACUAGAACAUUCUAGCGAUGAAAAACAUACUAAUUCUCCUCGAUCACGUCCUUUAAAAAAAAAGACCAUACCUAAGGCACCUAUUGUGUUUAACAUGGAAGAAAAGAUUCAGUCGAUCAAUGCAGUUCGGUUGCAGGAACAAAUUAAAGAUAUUCAACUAAAGUUUCCAGUUCAUCAGCUGAUAUGGUUAAAGGAAAUUGCGACCUGGCUUCAAUUAGAACUUACUGGACCAAGUGAAAAGGCAGAUCUUGCUUUAUUAAACAAAAAACAAGGUUAUCCUUGUGAUUCAUUGUCAAAAAAUGUAAGUGGAAUGUUAGUAGAGCUGAUGAAAAAAUGUGAUAGGAAUACUCUCAGUAGCUUCUUUGUGUUUCUUGUUGCUUCUUUAGCUGACGAAAUACAGAAAGGUCAUGCUACAGCUGCUCUUCGCAUUUUUAUUCAAUUAAUGGCUCAAGUUCAACCGGAAGUUUUUGUUGAAAAUUGCAAUGAAAUUGUCAGUGGUAAAUCGAAAAAUAGUGAUGCUUACAUUGCUGUUAUAUGGGCCUUUUCACAAAAUACUAGCAGCAUUAAAGAUGGAAUUUCAAUAUGGUGGUCGGCCAUGUUUAAUGGUGUAUUGGACAAAAAACAUCAUGCGGCUGCAUCACUUCAUUUUCUUAAAAAUUUACUUCAAAAUGUAAAUACAACGAAAGUGGACAGACAAGUUAUCGACAGCGAUCAAAUGUUACAGUUGAUAGAAACUAUGGUUGGUGAUCAAUCUAUUCUAUCACAUACUCCAAGUUUAAUGAAUGAUAUGAAGAGUCAUUUUCAAUGCUUCAAAGUCCUUUUAAUGACUAAUCAACCUGAAGAAACAUCAAAAUCCUGUUUUAUUAACUUUUUUCAGAGCUUACGAAAAUAUUCAGACUUGAAGAUUACAAACUUGAUAUGUGAGCUUUUAGUUUAUUGUCUUUCACAAAACAAGAAAUGCAUGGAUUGGUGGGUUUCAAAUGUUAUUCAUUAUAUGAGGGAAUCUAGUAUUCUUCUAAAGUAUAUCCAAGGAUAUUCUGAUGUUGUUGUUAAACAGUUGCAAUCCAAACAAAAAUACCGUAGUCCAAUACUCGCAACUUUAGGAUCAAGCAUAAUUCAACAACUUGAUGUAGCAAAUGAGAAAGGAAGGUUUGAAAAAAAAAAUGGUUUUAAAGACUGCAGAAAGAUAUGCUCCGGAUUUAUUCGUUCACAAAAUGAAGUCAAUCGAUCUAAAUCCUUUACAUGGAAACUAAUUAAAUUUUUGAUCUUAGCUCUUCUCUGUUUAAUUAUCAUGGACAUUUUCAAAAGCGGAAGUUAUCACGAUAGUUUAACUGGAAUAUAUCUUAAGAAGUAUGGUGUGGAGGAAAAAAUCGUUAUUGUUUUGCACUAUUUUAAGCAUCAUACAGACAGGUUACAACAAUUUUUAAACACGCAUGCUCCGUAUUAUUAUGGAAAAUUCAGUUACUAUGCCGACCCAAUAAUGGAAAGAGUGUGGAACUAUAUAUUCAUUUCCAGUGCUUUUUUUUACAAACAUAGUGAACCUUUACGUACAUUUUGUAAUCAAACAUUUCCACCUCUAUUUGAAAAAGUGACCUAUUUUGUAUCCGAACAAUAUCGUUUAUUAACAUCAUUGUUGGUGUCAACUUACGAACACUAUGGUCCUAUUUUGAAUGAGUUUUUCCUUUCCACUUAUGCUUGGUUGCGUACUUCGAUUCCAUUGGCUUUUAACUAUGUAGUCGAUGUUGCGAUAGCAGUCAAGUUGGCUGUAUAUCAACUGUGUCCAGAAAUAUUUGAUCAAAUCGUUAUUAUUAUACUGGAUGUAUAUAAAUAUUUAUGCAAAGUUACGCCAUUAGUUUUUGAUGCAGUUAAGCUUUUUACGAUUCAAUCUGUAAAUUCAAUUCGAUCUUAUAUUGACAUUGGACAAACUUGGAUGAAUCAGCAAUUUAGUGUCAUCUCGAUGGCUUCAAAAUGAUGUUCUUUUAAUAGCGUCGUCUAUAUGGCUUCGAAAUGAUGUUUUUAAAAUGGAAUUUCAAAAUAAAUUGAAAAUUAGAUUUUCGAUGUCUUUUGAGGGUGAAUAGUAAAUGUUUCUUUUGAAUUAA
This is a messenger RNA of Hydra vulgaris (swiftwater hydra), 2426 nucleotides long. RefSeq lists its product as uncharacterized. Lineage: Eukaryota; Metazoa; Cnidaria; Hydrozoa; Anthoathecata; Hydridae. The record is from RefSeq and is a predicted model, not a curated record. Gene Ontology annotation, cellular component: Golgi apparatus; endoplasmic reticulum.